GUCGCCGCUGCACACUGCAAUCAACGGGUUUACGACAAGUGUAUGGUGGACGACACGCAAAUCACUCCAACGUCCCAAGGUCUGUUAUCGGUCACGAGUCCAAGACAUAGUCAAGGUGCAUCGGUGAAAAUCUGCGCUGGUGACGACUGACGCCUGUGUCUAUUAAGAGAACAGGGUUGUGUAUGACAGAGAAAGCGGCUCCGAACUUACCAUCUACGCCCCGAAUAUGAACAUCUCGCCUGACACAGAAGUUUGAGAAACCUCCUACGUACGUGAGACCGUCCCAGGUAGCAUGGUAUUUUCCGGAUCGUGCAUGCGCGGUAUUUGGGGAAACUCGACGGGCGAGGCGAUCGCGGACGUCUUGGUUGGGCAGGUGAAUCCCCUGCGGGCGCAUGAGCUUGACGUUCGGGAAGCGGCUGGAGGAUUAUGCGAGCUAUGGGCAUUUUCACCGUCUCGGGAUUGCACUACAAUGGCCCUUUGGGUACGUCAAUCCUGUGCUCUACGUGGCCAGUCACUCACCAAACAUCGGGUCCACGACCGGCUCGGAGGUCGUCCAGCUGUACGUUUUCGAUGCCUACUACCUCGGAGCUCACGAACCCCCCUCGCGCUCAAGGCGUUCGCGAAGGUGAAGGAUGUCAAGCCGGGAGAGAUAUGGAAAGUGGCGAUGAAACUCGACAAGUACGCGGUGGGCUAUUGGGAGGAGCGGAUAAAAGGGUGGGCCGUAGAGAGGGCAGAGUAUGGUGUGAGGAUUGGGAGAAGUAGCGCGCGUUAGGAACUGGGAUUGACGGCGAUGUUCAAGGUUGAGAAGGGCUCUGAAUGGAAUGGGCUUUAGUUGAUUGCGCAAGGUGCCAAGCGGCGCGCAGUUCUUGUAUGAUACAUGCGAUCCGCAAUGCAAAAGGUUCGCAAUGUCGAGACGAAGGGGAACAUGUUCUCAUGGCGUGCG
Messenger RNA from Laetiporus sulphureus 93-53, 943 nucleotides. RefSeq lists its product as uncharacterized. The record is from RefSeq and is a predicted model, not a curated record. The transcript has 2 exons. Bases 293 to 772 code for a protein of 159 amino acids. Gene Ontology annotation, molecular function: beta-glucosidase activity. Gene Ontology annotation, biological process: glucan catabolic process. NCBI's taxonomy places the organism in Eukaryota, Fungi, Basidiomycota, Agaricomycetes, Polyporales, Laetiporaceae.